This is a messenger RNA of Phytophthora sojae, 2736 nucleotides long. RefSeq lists its product as hypothetical. The transcript has 4 exons. The coding region runs from base 1 to 2736 and encodes 911 amino acids. Gene Ontology annotation, molecular function: protein binding. NCBI's taxonomy places the organism in Eukaryota, Oomycota, Peronosporomycetes, Peronosporales, Peronosporaceae. The record is from RefSeq and is a predicted model, not a curated record.
AUGACGGUGACGGUCGUUCAGCCGGUGAAUAACGGAAGACCUAAUAUACGCUUGACUCGACGCUCUUCUAGCGCUGUGGAGCGAGCAACGUUGCAGCCACCUCCCGAAGAGAAAAAGGACGGAGGCGACAAGUCCCUACGACCGAGAUUUUUGCAGGAGAGGUCCGCUACGAUCGUGCACAUUCAACCAUCGGUGACCGAUCCAUCUCGAGUCCCCCGAUCCAAGGCUAGUGCGUUCUUGCUUGGAGUACUAGCGAAGUCGAAGGCGGCAGGACCAGGAGCUCUUGGGGGGCUAGGAGACAGUAAACGUGGCGUACUAGAGCCACUUCGGUCUGGUGUGACCAAUACUGUUCACUACGUUCCCCCUCAAGGUGUCGAGAGAGGAAUACCGCUACGAAUGGCUGGGCGACGCAAUAGCCGUCUGUUUAACCGCCAACUUUCCAUUGCGUCCGCAGCAGCAGACGCAGGGUUACCCGACGGAGCGAGAAAACGCCGCGUCAGUGCCAGCCAAGAGCACAUGACAGCAGUUCUUCGAGCUCUACAGGCCAGUAAGCAGCAAGCUCCACAACAACUCGACAUUUUGCACAGUAUUCUGCGCUUCAUCAAUACUAAUGACAGGGAUGAGGACGGCAAACGACCCGUCCUCAAGGAAAUGGUGGAUGUUGGAUUCAUUCCCGAACUGUCGAGUAUCUUACGCGAGUUUCGCUUCAACACGGACGUACAGGUUUGCGCUAUGAGCAUUUUAGCGACCAUAGCGGACGAAUCGCCAGUGUACGCCUACAUGAUGAGCGAGAAGAAUGCAACCGUGCAUGGCACUCAUGAGCGCCUCGUAGUGCUCGCCUCCAAUCUUGCCCAUACCAUCGAGGACUCGAAGCACUCAGUCAACAUCCCAGCUUACCAAGCCGACAAGGCAGCAAGGCUCCGUAGACAAUCCGCCACAUACGCUGACAUGAUCGUCGCAGCAAUCGGCGCCUCAAAGCCGAAAAAGUCGGUGGCUUCCCCGUCACCAAGCAGAUGCUCAACAGCUCGACGUUCAUGUCAUUCGGGGAUCCUAGACACUCAAGAAAUGCGGAGUCGUACUACGCCUUCUAGCGCUCCUCUCCCCGAAAAGAGUGGAUCUGAGCGUGAAUUGAGCCGAUCAGUAGGGAAACAACGGCAGUCGUUUGCGCUUACGGUGGGCCCACCCAAGCUCAGUGCAAAUUACCGCUUGCUCUUCGCACAGAAGUUGAAAAAGUCGGAGGUUCAACCGCUGCAAAAAGUGGAGAAUGAGAAGAUUCAGUCGGUAGAUCGGAGCGACCACCAAGAGCGACGCGAUCGUCCUGCGUCGAGUCCGUCUCGGAAGUCGUUGCCGCUUGAUUUGACCUCGAGAUCGCUAGCCACAGCGAUUUACUCUGGCGGAUCAAUAUUUGUCGAGCCUUCCCCGCUAUCAAAGAGACUGCCACGUCAAGGCAGCUUCAGCGCUGGAGGAGUCCGCAGGAAACUAUGUGCCCCAAAGCGAGUUCAACGGGCCAACACGGAGAAACUACCUCCUACCCAACCAUUAUCUAUGAGAUCAACCGAGACACCUGAAAACUCCGUGCCGUUAGACGUUGAGCCUGUCGGACCAGAGGCCUCGUUAAUCGCAGACAACCCAACAACUACAGCCCGUUCAGUUAAAGAUGCAGAACUAAGCGACGAAGACGAAGAUGAAGGAGAAGAAGUACCGGCCGAAGAGGAGGUUGAGAAAGGAAAGAAGGAGAACGACGAGGAGGAAGACGAUGAAGAAUCGUAUGAAGACGACUUCGAUACUACUGGAGAUGACGAGAACGAAGACAAAGCCAUGCCAAGCCGCAAUGAUAACGACACAAUUGCGUCGGACGGAGAGUUAUUCAACAUGUUACACGAUAUUUCGGCUCAAGACCUUGCCACAACGAUUCAGCGUCAUAUUCGAGGGACAUUAGCUCAGCAAGCAUAUCCUCGACCUGCAUCAUGCGAUGCCAAAACACAAGCGUCAGAAAAGAAAACCCCACGAGCGACUUCAAAUGGAAAAACUGCAAAGAGAGACAGUCGCAUUGAAGAAGCUAAGAGGAAGCAGAUCCCAUUAUCAGCACGAGCUCAUCGCCAACUUCAGAGUCAAGGCAGUACUAGGCGUGACAAGUACUCAAGGAAUGAGAGUAUUCCUCGAACAGCAAGCCGAAUGAGACCUGCGACAGCAAUGUCUUCUCCGCUUAUCACACCGAUCAAGACGAAGGUCCCAAGUGCAAGGAAUAGCGUUCGGCAUCCUAGUCUAGCGACCGACAGCCAGCGCUUAAGCCCCAGCAGAUCCUUGCAGUCUGUAGGGCAUUCAUCACUCAAGCUCUUCUCGUCGAACAGCUUGCACGACAUUGGAGCUGGCAGCACAGAAGUCGCGAAGGAACCUCCCGACCCCGAAGCAUUGAAGCAGAUCCAGACACUGUACGCUGAAGGUCUGCAGCACCAGAAGGAGAACCACCUCGGCCUCGCCAUCGAGUGCUACGAGAAGGCGUUGGCCAUUCCGGGGGGACAGACCUUCGCCUCGAUCCACGUGAAUAUCGGAUCGGCCUUGAUGGCGAAGAGCAAGUUUUCCGAGGCGCUGGAGUUUUUCCAGCAGGCAAAGCGCUUCCAGCCCAACAACGUCAAGGCCAUCUACAACUAUUCGCUGGCGCUGCUGCACCUGGACCGACCGCAAGAAGCGCAGCGACUGGUGAGUCUGGGUGGAUAUGGGGGGGGCUGUCCCUGA